Molecule: messenger RNA, 1023 nt
Organism: Mustela erminea (ermine)
Lineage: Eukaryota; Metazoa; Chordata; Mammalia; Carnivora; Mustelidae
Product: amine sulfotransferase-like
Exons: 6
Coding region: 1-876 (291 amino acids)
Biological process (GO): sulfation
Cellular component (GO): cytoplasm
Molecular function (GO): sulfotransferase activity
Source: RefSeq, a predicted model, not a curated record
AUGGAAGACAUGGAGAAAUUCUUAUUCAGAUUUAAAGGAUAUUAUUUUAAUCAUUCAUCACUUGAUAUUAGCUUUAUAGAAAAUUUAGAUAAUUUUGAAAUCAGAGAAAAUGAUGUCUUCAUAAUCACAUACCCCAAAUCUGGAACCAUCUGGUUUCAGCAAUUAUUAAGUCUGAUUUAUUCUGAGGAACAUCGCAAAGGCACCGGAAAACUGGAAACCAAGGAUCGAGUCCCCUUCUUUGAGUAUAAAACUACAGAAAUGGAUUCUGGGGAAAGACCAUCCCCUCGUCUCUUCUCUACCCACCUCCCAUACUACUUGGUUCCCAGUGGGCUGAAGAACAAAAAAGCCAAAAUCAUUUAUGUAUACAGAAACCCUAAGGAUGUUAUGUGCUCAUAUUUUCACUUUGCAAAGAAUGUAAUGUUACAAUUUACAGGUACCUUUGAGGAAUUCAUGAAACAAUUUCUCGAAGGAAGAGUGGUGGGAAGCCUUUGGUUUGACCACAUCAAAGGUUGGUAUGAGCACAGAAGCCUCUUCAACAUUCAGUUCAUGACCUAUGAGGAGAUGAAGAAGGAUCCCAGAUGUUCUGUGUUAAAAAUCUGCAAGUUUCUGGGGAAAGGAUUGAGUGACGAGGAUAUGGAUGCAGUUGUGAGACAGGCCACAUUUGAGAACAUGAAAGAUGACCCACUAGCAAAUUAUGACAAUAUAAAAGCCACUGCAUUUGGGCCAAAUGCAAAAGGUCAUUUUCUUCGCAAAGGUACCAUCGGAGACUGGAAAAAUCACCUGACUGUUGAGCAGAAUGAAAGGUUUGACAAGAUUUUCCAAAGGGAGAUGAAGGAUUUUCCCCUGGAGUUCAUCUGGGACAUGAAUGAAGACUAGAAUGUGAAGCAAAGCACAGAUCCAUUAAAAAAGCACUGUCGAAGGAAACAUAUUGAAUUGUCCACGUUCAUCUUUGACUGUCACUGAAUCAUUACUGUAAAACCUGAGUGAUGAAUAACUAUGAAUAUCCAACUCUCCAUCAUUUGA